This is a messenger RNA of Fundulus heteroclitus (mummichog), 3579 nucleotides long. RefSeq names its product zinc finger protein 276 (gene znf276). The transcript is spliced from 19 exons. NCBI's taxonomy places the organism in Eukaryota, Metazoa, Chordata, Actinopteri, Cyprinodontiformes, Fundulidae. Gene Ontology annotation, cellular component: nucleus. Gene Ontology annotation, biological process: regulation of DNA-templated transcription. The record is from RefSeq and is a predicted model, not a curated record. The coding region runs from base 306 to 2918 and encodes 870 amino acids. Gene Ontology annotation, molecular function: DNA-binding transcription factor activity, RNA polymerase II-specific; zinc ion binding; RNA polymerase II cis-regulatory region sequence-specific DNA binding.
GUUUUUCUUCCUCCGUCUCCUUCCGGUUGCACUUCCGGGUUGUAAUGUUUACAGUGGAGCCGCUCGGUAGCCCCGGAGUUUUUGUUGUUUUAGUUUGUUUGGCUGAAAAAGUCACGUGUUGCAGUCAAACGUGUUGUCAGCUGCGUGACUUGGCGCGCGCCAAAGGUAGCCUGUGAUCUCUGAGGUGUUUCCGCUCAGGCUGCGCAGACUCAGUAAAGCUAACCAGGCUAGCAUGCUAGCCAGCUAACGUCAGGCAGCAGAACAUUUCCCAGAAGAUCAGCUGCUGAAGGUCAGAUAAACAAACCAUGAAGAAGAAAGUCCGGCGUCUGAAGACCGCGUCCCAACAGAGAGGCCGAGCUCAGACAGCAGCAGAUGGAUGUGAGGAGAAAAAGCCGCCUGGUGACGGAGCGAAGCUGCAGAAGACUGAAAAUACAAGGAUGGCUACGAUGUCAGACUCAGGCAUGAUAAAAGAAGAGAAACUAGCAGAGAGCAAGUCCAGACCUUCAGCAGGCAGGCUGUCCACGGCCGUCUGCCGGCUCUGCCAUGGAAAGUUCUCCCCGCGCAGCCUGAGGCACGCCUUCAACAAAUGGCCUCAGGAUUCCCUGGAACUCCUCGACUCUGCCGCCCAGUCGCCCCUCCUGUUUCAUACGGACUUCCAGCGCCUCGUCGGGGUCCAACUGGACCGGGAUCCCCAGCUUUCAGAGUUCAUCUGCAAAAAGUGCCACACCAAGUUCUACAAGUGCCACAGCAUCCUGAUCAGGUUUCUGCAGAGAGUCAACCUCCCGCCUGUCGGAAAGGGCAACCGGAAGAGCGUAAAGUGUCCAAACUCGUCAGCCAACAACACGCCUGGAGCACCGACGUCCUUCACAUCGGACCCAAAGUGCCUCCACAGUUUGGUUAGCUGGGCUCACCGACACGCAGAGGCCUGCAGGUCCUGCCCCGACCUGAAGGAGGUGCUGGAGGGCCAGUGUUGGGGUUCUGUGAAGGCCGUGUGGGGCUGCGUGGACGGUCACAGAUACAUCAUGGACGCUCAGUGCACCACCGCUUCUCUGCCGGGACACAGAGUGGAGUGCAGAAGAGGAGCUCUGAGGAUCAGGAAAGAUGAUGUAAUGUCAGAGGAGGAAGAAGAGUCAGCUGGAGAUGAAAGGUUAUUGGAUGGAAAUCAGCCAAGUCAACCCGAAGGAACCGAACAGAACUUGGUGCAGGAAGACUGGACCGGCAGUGAAGAGUUCCCUGAGGAGGCGCCGUCUCCAGCUGCAGCGCUGCAGGACCGGACCGCUGACAGCGAUCUGUCUGACCGGGCGAUCUCUGAGGAAGAACUGGAGGCGAACCGAAGAGGAGCGCCGUCGGAUGAAGAGCUGUUCACGCCGUUUCUGAACAAGACUUUGUUUUGCGUCUCAGCAGGCAGGCUGUCCACGGCCGUCUGCCGGCUCUGCCAUGGAAAGUUCUCCCCGCGCAGCCUGAGGCACGCCUUCAACAAAUGGCCUCAGGAUUCCCUGGAACUCCUCGACUCUGCCUCCCAGUCGCCUCUCCUGUUUCAUACGGACUUCCAGCGCCUCGUCGGGGUCCAACUGGACCGGGAUCCCCAGCUUUCAGAGUUCAUCUGCAAAAAGUGCCACACCAAGUUCUACAAGUGCCACAGCAUCCUGAUCAGGUUUCUGCAGAGAGUCAACCUCCCGCCUGUCGGAAAGGGCAACCGGAAGAGCGUAAAGUGUCCAAACUCGUCAGCCAACAACACGCCUGGAGCACCGACGUCCUUCACAUCGGACCCAAAGUGCCUCCACAGUUUGGUUAGCUGGGCUCACCGACACGCAGAGGCCUGCAGGUCCUGCCCCGACCUGAAGGAGGUGCUGGAGGGCCAGUGUUGGGGUUCUGUGAAGGCCGUGUGGGGCUGCGUGGACGGUCACAGAUACAUCAUGGACGCUCAGUGCACCACCGCUUCUCUGCCGGGACACAGAGUGGAGUGCAGAAGAGGAGCUCUGAGGAUCAGGAAAGAUGAUGUAAUGUCAGAGGAGGAAGAAGAGUCAGCUGGAGAUGAAAGGUUAUUGGAUGGAAAUCAGCCAAGUCAACCCGAAGGAACCGAACAGAACUUGGUGCAGGAAGACUGGACCGGCAGUGAAGAGUUCCCUGAGGAGGCGCCGUCUCCAGCUGCAGCGCUGCAGGACCGGACCGCUGACAGCGAUCUGUCUGACCGGGCGAUCUCUGAGGAAGAACUGGAGGCGAACCGAAGAGGAGCGCCGUCGGAUGAAGAGCUGUUCACGCCGUUUCUGAACAAGACAUUGAACACCAACAAGAAGAGGCAGAGCACCAAAUCCUCAGAAGAACCCAGAGUCCGAAAAAAACCUGGACCCAAACCGGGUUGGAAGAACAAGUUCAAGCCUAAAGGAGAGGAGCUUCCAAACAUCUACAAGUGUCCGUAUCAGGGCUGCACGGCUGUCUACCGCGCUCCAGAUGGCUUAAAGAAACACAUCAAGGAGCAUCACGAGGACAUGAGGGAGCGACCCUGCCCUCACCCCGGCUGCAACAAGGUCUUCAUGAUCGACCGCUACCUGCAGCGACACGUCAAGCUCAUCCACACAGAGGAGAGGAACUAUAUCUGUGACCAGUGCGGUCAGACCUUCAAGCAGAGGAAACAUCUGUCCGUUCAUCAGAUGAGACAUUCAGGAGCCAAACCGCUGCAAUGCGAGGUGUGUGGCUUCCAGUGCCGCCAGCGAGCGUCCCUCAAGUAUCACAUGACCAAGCACAAGGCGGAGGCCGACCUGGAGUUCGAGUGUCUGGUGUGCAGGAAGCGCUUCGAGAAGGCCCACAACCUGAACGUCCACAUGUCCAUGGUCCACCCGCUGACGCAGCAGCAGCCCGCAGGCCUGCAGAGCCUCAGUCUGACCCCGGAGGCGGCCCAGCAGGACCAGGACAGAUGACGGCCGGGAGUUCAGGUCCUGGUCUGCUUCAGAGUUUCAGGUGAAGGUGCUCGACCAGAACCAGACCUGAGUUCGGAUCAGCAGAACCAGACCUGAACUCGGAUCAGCAGAACCAGAUCUGAGCUCGGAUCAGCAGAACCAGACCUCAGGUCGGAUCAGCAGAACCAGACCUGAGCUCGGAUCAGCAGAACCAGACCUGAGUUCGGAUCAGCAGAACCAGAUCUGAGCUCGGAUCAGCAGAACCAGACCUCAGGUUGGAUCAGCAGAACCAGACCUGAGCUCGGAUCAGCAGAACCAGACCUGAGCUCGGAUCAGCAGAACCAGACCUCAGGUCGGAUCAGCAGAACCAGACCUGAGCCGAUUAUUCUGCUGAAGCAAGAGAUUUGAAAAAGCUGCAGGUUUGAUGUUCAAACUUGAAGAUAAAUCGUUUUUAAAGUUUUGGACUGCUGGUCAGACUAAAUAUUUUAACUGGUUUCAUCAGGAGGUUCUGUACUUGGUUUCAACACAGUAAUCCGGCGGUUCUGGUCCAAUAAAGCCAGGUUGAAGCUGCUGCAGGGACACGCAGAAGUUUAUUAACUUAUUUCUGUCGCCUAGCAACAGAAGGGCUCAUGUCUGUUUAUUGUGUAAAAACUGUGAAAAUAAAAUGGUUCUGGAGAACUAA